AUGCCGAGCGUACAGGCAAACGGCGCAGCGCACGCCGGCGAGUCCGUCGCCGGCGGCGUGCCACCGACGCUGCCGGCCGUAUGCGCCGAACUGCGGCGCAAGGUCCUGGCCUUCCUGGACACUCCUGCGGCGGACGAGACGACCAAGAGAACACAAGAACAGACACGCAUAUCGCUGCAGGUCGUGGAGGAGGCACUGAAGCGUUACAAAUUCGAGGAGCUGUCGCUCUCUUAUAAUGGCGGCAAGGACUGCCUCUGUCUGCUGGUGCUUUUGCUGGCGUGCCUGCCGACGCUGACGACGGGCAGCGGCAGCAAGGCGCCGAAGCCGGAUGCCGAGGCCGCUGCCACGCCACUGCCACGGAUCCAGGCCAUGUACAUUGCGCCGCCUGACCCGUUCCCAGAAAUGGGAGAGUUCGUCGCGCACUCGACGCGGGAGUACCACCUCGAUCUGAAGCAGUACACGAUGGCGAUGCGGCCGGCGCUGGACGCGUACCUGGCCGAGACGCCCGCGGUAAAGGCCAUCUUCAUGGGCACCCGGCGGACGGACCCGUACAGCGAGCACCUGGAGCACUUUAGCCCGACGGACGCCGGCUGGCCGCAGUUUAUGCGCAUCAAUCCCAUGAUUGACUGGCACUACGUGGAUAUUUGGAUUUUCCUGCGCCAGCUGGAGAUUCCGUACUGCAACCUAUACAACCUCGGAUACACGUCGCUCGGAGGCACGAGCAACACGAGACCGAACCCGAAGCUCGCUGUGGAUGGCGAUUGCACAAAGUUCCGCCCGGCGUACGAUUUGACGCGAGACGAAGACGAGAGGCUGGGAAGAGGUCGGUAG
Molecule: messenger RNA, 831 nt
Organism: Cordyceps fumosorosea ARSEF 2679
Lineage: Eukaryota; Fungi; Ascomycota; Sordariomycetes; Hypocreales; Cordycipitaceae
Product: Rossmann-like alpha/beta/alpha sandwich fold protein
Exons: 3
Coding region: 1-831 (276 amino acids)
Biological process (GO): FAD biosynthetic process
Molecular function (GO): FMN adenylyltransferase activity
Source: RefSeq, a predicted model, not a curated record